AUGAUGGAGUGGAGUGGGGGUGAAGAGGAAGGGGAUGAGGGCGGAAGGCGGCCAGAGACGAGAGAGGCAUCCACAAUCGGGGAGAAGAAGGGUGACGAUAAGGAGGAGAAAGAGAUCAAGCCCCUUGACGACAGUGACAUUCAGAUCCUCAAGACAUAUGGCCAAGGGCCGUACGCUGGAAGACUGAAGAAGGUUGAGACGGAUAUCAAAGAGGUGCAGAAGCGUAUCAACGAGAAACUCGGUGUUAAGGAGUCCGACACCGGUCUGGCUUCGCCCAACCUGUGGGAUUUGGCUGCGGACAGGCAGCGCAUGGGAGAGGAGCAUCCCCUCCAAGUCGCGCGCUGCACCAAGAUCAUUCCCAUGGACGAGGCCGCCGCGGAGCGUGCGCGCGCAGUGAACCCGGAAGGCGCGGUGCAGGGCCAGAAGGGUGCGGACGAGCAAGACAAGUACGUCAUCAACAUCAAGCAGAUUGCCAAGUUCGUUGUCGGACUUGGAGAGCGCGUCGCGCCAACGGAUAUUGAGGAGGGUAUGCGCGUUGGUGUCGAUCGCAACAAGUACCAGAUCCAGAUCCCGCUACCUCCCAAGAUCGACGCUUCGGUCACGAUGAUGCAGGUUGAGGAGAAGCCGGACGUGACUUACUCAGACGUCGGUGGUUGUAAGGAGCAGAUUGAGAAGCUACGCGAAGUCGUUGAAACACCUUUACUCUCACCCGAACGAUUCGUGAACCUUGGAAUCGACCCACCAAAGGGCGUCCUUCUCUUUGGUCCUCCGGGCACUGGCAAGACUCUUUGUGCGCGUGCUGUGGCCAACCGGACAGAUGCAACCUUCAUCCGCGUCAUUGGUUCCGAGCUUGUGCAGAAGUACGUCGGUGAGGGUGCGAGGAUGGUUCGUGAACUGUUCGAAAUGGCGAGGAGCAAGAAGGCUUGCAUAAUCUUCUUUGACGAAGUGGACGCCAUCGGUGGUGCUCGGUUCGAUGACGGUGCUGGUGGCGACAACGAGGUGCAGCGGACUAUGUUGGAACUUAUCAACCAACUGGACGGUUUCGACCCUCGAGGCAACAUCAAGGUGUUGAUGGCUACGAACAGGCCCGACACAUUGGACCCUGCUCUGCUUCGUCCUGGUCGUCUGGAUCGUCGCGUGGAGUUCUCACUACCUGACAACGAGGGUCGGGCUCACAUUCUCCGUAUCCAUGCCCGUAGUAUGAGCGUGGAGCGCAACAUCCGUUUCGACCUAAUUGCUCGCCUGUGCCCGAACACGACAGGAGCUGAGUUGCGAUCGGUGGCGACGGAGGCGGGAAUGUUCGCCAUCCGUGCGCGCAGAAAGGUUGCAACAGAACGCGACUUUUUGGAUGCCGUCGAGAAAGUUGUGCGCCAAGGGACGAAGUUCUCGAGCACGUACCAGCGGCACACCUUCCACUCGGCGCACCCCGGCCCAAGCAGCCUUCCUCCCGCACAGCUCACGCGGCUCAUUGACAAGCACACCAAGAACCCUCCGAACCCUCUCACCCUCUCCAAGCUCCUCUCCUUCGCACAGCCCGUCUCCCCCGAGUCCGUACUCAACUCCGUCAAGUAUGUCUUCACGGAGAUCCCGCGCAUGCUCGCAAUGCGAGCCCGCUCGCUCGAGACUCUCCCCUUCAUAGUCGGAAUGAACCCCUUCAUCGCCCGGACUCUCGAAGCGCACCGGAGCUCGUUCGAGUUCCUCAUCACUCACCCACCGGUCACCACCCUCGAGGAGAACAUGCAGUUCAUCGAGCAUCUCGCAAACCUUGUCCAGACCCAUGCGAACGACAUUCCUGCGAUGGCAAAGGGCUUCCAGGAGUGUGCGCGGUACAUGACUCCGGAGGACAUCAGCACCUUCUUGGACAGCACGAUACGCAACCGCAUCGCCGUCCGGCUCAUCGCAGAGCAGCACAUCGCCAUCUCCCGCAGCCUCGCCCAGAACGACGCGACCGCGAGCGACCACCGCGGCGUCGUGGAGGCCAACUGCUCCCCGCGGGAGCUCAUCCGCGCGUGCGGCUCCUUCGUGAGCGACCUGUGCGAGGCCACGCUCGGCGCAAGCCCGCGGAUCGUCAUCGACGGCGACGCGGACGCUCGGUUCGCAUACGUCCCCGUCCACCUCGAGUACAUCCUCACCGAGAUCCUCAAGAACUCCUUCCGCGCGACGGUCGAGUGGCACCAGCGCCACCACUCCUACUCCUCCGCCGAGCCCAUCCCGCCCGUCGUGAUCACCAUCUCCUCCCCGCCGCACCCGUCCCCAUCUCCGUCCCCGUCCCCGGCCGCAGACCCGCACCCGCACCCGCACCACCGCCCGCAGCCCCGGCCGCGGUUCCUGUUCAUGCGCGUGCGCGACCACGGCGGCGGCGUGCCCCCCGCGAACAUGUCCCGCAUCUUCUCGUACUCGUUCACCACCGCCGGCCGCGGCGCGGUUCACGACGGCGGCGGCGACGAGGACGGCACCGGGGGCGGCCCGUACGCCGCGCAGCACAUGAGCGGCGGCGCCGCGCUCGCGGACGGCGCCGGGGGCGCGGGCGGCGGCGAGAGCCUGUUCGCCGAGAUGGCGGGCAGGGGCGUCCAGAUGGGCAUGGGCACCAUCGCCGGGCUCGGGUACGGGCUGCCGAUGAGCAGGCUGUACACCAAGUACUUUGGGGGCUCGCUCGUGUUCAAGUCGCUCGACGGUUGGGGGAGCGAUGUGUUCAUCAAGCUGCGCUGUCUGGAUGGCGGAGGGGACGUUGAGAUAUAG
Messenger RNA from Epithele typhae, 2739 nucleotides. Its product is annotated as 26S proteasome subunit P45. Bases 1 to 2739 code for a protein of 912 amino acids. Gene Ontology annotation, cellular component: proteasome regulatory particle, base subcomplex. The record is from RefSeq and is a predicted model, not a curated record. Gene Ontology annotation, biological process: proteasome-mediated ubiquitin-dependent protein catabolic process. The transcript is spliced from 13 exons. NCBI's taxonomy places the organism in Eukaryota, Fungi, Basidiomycota, Agaricomycetes, Polyporales, Epitheliaceae. Gene Ontology annotation, molecular function: ATP hydrolysis activity; proteasome-activating activity; ATP binding.